UGUGAAUCUGCGUGACUUGUCGAAAGAGGGAUUUCCAACAUGGCGGCCGCCGCGGCGGGUGAGUCCGUCUGUAGCGGUGCGAGUGGCGGCGAGGAUCCGCCGGUUCAGUCCCGGGAAAUCAUCAAACCCUCCGUAGCGGAGCUGACCAAAGUGCGGACCAAUAUCCUGUGUACGGUGCAGGGAUGCGGCAAAAUCCUGCCCAACACUCCGGCGCUUAACAUGCACCUCGUCAAGUCCCACAGAGUCAAGGAGGGUAUCAUCAACCCUACGGUACGAAAGGAUAUGAAAGCUUCGCACAAGCUUUACUGUUGUCCGAUCGAGGGCUGUCCAAGAGGACCUAACAGACCUUUCUCCCAGUUUGCACUGGUUAAACAGCAUUUCAUGAAGAUGCAUGCCGAGAAGAAGCACAAAUGUGAAAAGUGCAGUAACGGAUACAGCACAGAAUGGGACUUAAAGAGGCAUGCUGAGGAUUGUGGGAGGACCUACAGUUGUACAUGCGGAUGUCCCUAUGCAAGUCGAACGGCACUGUUGUCGCACAUUUACAGAACUGGUCACGAGGUUCCCAAAGAGCAUAGGUAUCCACCCGUCAAGAAAAGAAAAAUGGAGAAACUGUCACGCAGUGCAACAAAAGUUGAGCCUAACGGACAAACUUACGAAACGGAAGUCACAGAAGGAGCAGUUCCUGCUGAGGGAGCAUUGCACACUUCAGAUUUACCGCAACACAAACCUGUUCACUCUAAAAACCUCCAAAAAACUCUGUUGCCCAUGCCUCAAAUGGCUUUGGUCAAUGUCCCUGUGAUGCAGCUGGCACAAUCACCAGUUCUUCUCUUGCCAGCGGAGAGCGGUACCCUGAGGUCCGUGGUCUUUGCGAUAGACACGCAGGGGUCUUUAAGUACAUUUCACCUCAUGCCUCAGUCAUUUGGGGCAGUUGUAUCUCAGUUAAACACUAAAUGUUUCAAAGAAACCACGUCCGUUUCCAGAUCAAACCUGGAAUCCAACAGCACAGGGAUCCAAGUCAGUCUCCAAAGCAUGCUCUCCACUGAUGAGCCGAUCAAAGAUUUGGGAUCAAGGAGUAAAAGUAACUCGACCAAUAUUCAAACGGAUAUCUCAUUCCUCAGUAAGGGAUCUGUCGGAGGAAUCGGAGGCAUCUCUCCUGGAAACGAGGCCUCGGUUUCCUCCGGUUCACAAACUGACAUUAGUGUGAGCCAUCAGAUCCAGCUACCGGUUAGCGUGCAAACUCAGACGUUCCCUAUGAGGUCCAAAGUCACAUCCUCCAUUGGGGCCCAAACUGAAAUGCUCGGUCAGAUACCUUUCUUUACUGGUAAUACAUCGAAGGAAACUCAGACAAGUUGCUCCCCAGCAGCGUCAGUAAAUAAGGCCCAAAUGGACCAAGCUAUAAUGUGUGCAAAUCUUUUCGAUUCUGAUAUGCUCAGCGUCUCUACACAGACUACAGUUCAUGGAGGACCCUUCGUCAAUGAUCUUGAUUCAAUGAGCAAUGAAUCAGGAUUUUUCGAAGACAAAACUACAUCGUCCUUGUGCUUUGGAGCUCAGACGGACAUUUUACACCAAAGCACGGUAGCCGACAACCAGACUCAGACGAUAAACCUUUUGAGUGAUCUGGAAAACAUCCUUUCUGACAGCAUGGCAACCGGAGCUCAAAGCUGUGGAACAGGCUUAGUUCCAGUGCAAGAGCAGCACACGGGCAUCGACUUUGACCUUGAGGACUUCCUUAAUGCGACUCAUAUUCAGACUCAGACAGACGAGAGUGCCUUGGGAGGCUUGAGCUCAGAGACACCCUUGGAGCUCCUUGACAUUGAGACGCAAACCGACUUCCGCCUGCUCGAUGACAUCGGGGGCGGCCAUCAUGCCGAUGUCGGCACCAGGGUCCAAACGAGCGAUCUCGAGCUGGAGAUGUUUGAUACACAAACCCAAACCGAUCUGAAAUUCCUUCUCGACCCUAGUAGUCACAUGUCCUUUGGGAACAUCCUCCGACACUCCAGCUUCAACAUGAGCACAGAGUCUUCAGACAAUGAAACCCAGACAGACAACAGGGCUUCUCCACCUCCUCUGCCCUUGUCUUGUUCCAAUGAUGGACAGAUCAGACUUAGCAGCACUGAAACUCAGACGGUAUCCAGUUCCUCCAGCCUGGGCCACCUUUUCCUAACCAGCAAUGAAACGCAGACGGUCAUGGACGACUUCUUGUCGGCAGACCUCGCUUGGAAUAUGGAGUCCCAUUUUAGUUCGGUGGAAACCCAAACCGGUGAAGAUCUCCUGUCCUUGUUUCAGCAUUCAGACAAAGCCAUCGGCUGAGCUCUCUGUCGUUAUCGCAUGUUUGCAUUAGUUGUUACGAAGGAACUGUUUCUGGUGAAUCGGCCAGAAGGUGGGCGACCUGAAUGGAGCGAAUGGAGUUCUCCCAAACGCUCAUCUCCAUAAAGCGCUCAGUUUGGAAGGCAAUCGCGUUCACUUGUAGUUAAUUAGCAUUUUGAGUCAUUCCACUGCAAGCAGUGUCUCAAAGCUUAAAUCCGUGUCAUUUAGUCUCCGUAGUCCGCGCACACUGCACUUACACAAUGUCGUGCACAAUACUUUUCUGGUAUUGCUGUGAUUCCUAUCAGCGCAAUGAUUCGUCCGAGGUCUGAUCUAAUCCGAACGAAUUUCCCAGUAUGAGACAGGUAAAAACCCUAGGUGACGAAAACCAAUUAAUUUCCGUUGUUGUGCUGUGACCUGGGGAGUUAGCAUAAAACUUCUAUAGCAUUCCUGAACCGGAUGACCAGCGUUUCAAUAAUACUACAGGAUCACAUGACUAGCAUCGUCCAAUUUCAUGAACAAAACAACCUGCAAAAACUCGUCCCUCCUCUGUCAAGGUAAUAUCGCAAGAAGAGACGCGUCAAAAAAAAGUUACUACGGAAUGUCCUUCAAAGAAAUGAACCUGGUCUAAGUAGGGCUUUCAGCUGCACUUUAUCAUUUUAGCGGCCGUCGUUUGACCGCUCUUUAACGUGUUUACUUUUAUUUGCACAAUUCUUUAGUACUUUUUCUGUUAUUAAAAUGGUCAGAUUGUCAUUUUCUUUCCGUGAUGAAAACAGUGCUACUAUGUAGUCGUAUAUUUAAAGUGCGGCAUGAGUCUAAAAUCCAUCGAAUAGAAACGACUUCACCUGCACAUCAGAUUUCUUGUGAAAUUUCUUGAUUUUCUUGUUUGGCUGCAUCGUUAUAGUUCCGAUAUUUUUUUGUUGUGCUUAACUUUUUUUUUAUUACGUUUGCAUCUGAUUGUUGAAGCCAGAUGUCUGUUACUGAACUGAAACACUUUAGAUUCGUAUAGUGGAUUGUUUUUGUUGCAUUUUUCCUAGAGCAGUAUAUUUUAUCGUCUGACUCAUAAUGCAGCCUUUUGAAACGUUUCGCUAACGUACGCAUAUUUCUGCAUGUCGCGAAUAUCGGUGACCUUUAACGUAGUAAACUCAGCAAUGCAUUUAUUACGACGAUUUGCAUCCUGUACUGUGAGUGAUUUAACGUGCGAAUCGCAGUUGUUUACAGCAAAACGGAACCUUUAAGCACUACUUUCACUACUUUGCUUUAGCGUCGGUGCCUUAAUUUAAGCGGCGAAAUGCAGCGCCUGUGAAAGGUGUGGAGUCUUUUUACGGUUUUUGAAAGACGUGCACGUUCUUCCUGUUUCUCUGCAACAAACUCGGCCGUUUAACGGUAUGACGAUUGAUUUUGACCAAUCUGCUUUGUUCUGCUUUGUUUUCAUUGAAAACAAAGUAUGAAGAACAACUUUUACACACUUUCAGCAACCGGACACUUCAGCUGUGCCUCCUGAAAAACUCCCCAAAGUUGUUCUUCACUUGAUGGUGAUUUCUUGAUGAUGCAGUUCAUCCCAGAGCAGUUCAGUAGGAUUUAGGUGCGGUGACUGGGCAGGUCGUUUCAUGAAGAUAUCACUCCAGACGUCUGUUUUCUCUCUAAAUAACACUUACAUCGUCUCGUCGUACGGUGAAGUCGGUUCCGAUAAGCCGCAGUCCAGACGGAACUGCAUGGUGUUGAAGUAUGGAAUGGUGGCCAUGAUGGUUCAGGAUUACUUUCACUUCCAGGAAGCUUUCCUGCUCCAACACAACCCCAAACCAUUUCACUUCCACCUCCAUUAAUGAAUGUGGGGGUGAGGGAGUCUGAUCACAUCUUCUCUCAUGUUCUCCAAGUUCUUCUGUUAGGGAUGAAAAGAAAAAAAAAAAAAGUCACAUUUUGGUAUUUUUACCGAGUUUUCUGCAAAAACAACAAGGAAAAUCUGAAGAACCAUAAAAGACCAGGUGUUUCCACACUUUUGACAGGCGCCGUAUGAAGACGUUUAACUCGCAUCGGACAUUGUGGUUUUUCUUUAUCUUUUUUAUAGUUUUUUUUUGUUUGUUUGUUUAAAGCGCUAGUUCUUUCUCUCUUUUCCAGUUCAUACAUUUCUCUCGUUCUGUAUUAUAUUACGCUUUAUUUAUUACCUCGUUUAUUCAUCAUUAUCGCUCGCUAUAUAUUUGCCAUUUAUAGCCUCAUGUUAUUCCAGUGUUUCUAACACAACGUGGCUUUGCCUGUUUUCCGUUUAUUUAUAUUCAAAUAGCAACGGAAUGUAAAUGACACUGUGUCUGACGUCGUAACCCGAAAAGGAUUUUCUUUUAUUGUCUCGGUGCUCAGCCAAGGCCGACAUUUACAUCCGACCUCCACACACACACACACACACACACACACACACACACACACACACACACACACACACACACACACACACACAUGCACGCUAUGAGGAAAGAACAAAAGCAUAUAGCUGUAGAUUACUUGAAAGCAUCAGCGUUCUCUCUUGGGUUUUCAGAAGAGCGUGUACGCAGUCCUGUUUCUGAUAAAAACGUCAUCGAGUUUGACUACAUUUGGAUUUUUCUUACAUUUUCCCUUUUUUUCCUCCUGUUAAUCAAUGUAUUUUAAGUUGGUCAUGUGGAUUUCUUUCAGAUUUGAUGUAUAAAAUGAACUGUGUUUUUGUUUAGGCUGUAGCAGCUGCUCCAAAUAAAAUUCUGUCGAGAUCAAA
Messenger RNA from Silurus meridionalis, 5044 nucleotides. It is a transcript of the gene atmin, whose product is annotated as ATM interactor. The record is from RefSeq and is a predicted model, not a curated record. Gene Ontology annotation, molecular function: DNA-binding transcription factor activity, RNA polymerase II-specific; transcription cis-regulatory region binding. Bases 40 to 2310 code for a protein of 756 amino acids. Gene Ontology annotation, biological process: regulation of transcription by RNA polymerase II. The transcript is spliced from 4 exons. Gene Ontology annotation, cellular component: nucleus. Lineage: Eukaryota; Metazoa; Chordata; Actinopteri; Siluriformes; Siluridae.